UUGCUGGCAGUUCAGGGGCCUUCUUUCUAACUCGAGGCUGACAGGGUUUGGCGCCCAGAAGGAGAGUCAUCUGGGCCAGGACUCCAGAAGCACCAGCUGAGGUUGAGGGGACUUGGUGGAAGGGAUAGUUAGCAGCCUGGCCAGAGGGGUGCCAGGACUCACCCAAAUGCACACUGGAGGGGAUGUUCAGAUGGCACGAGAACGGGGAUCACACAUGCUCGUUCACACACGUGCACUUGAAGAUGCACGCACACACACGCACCCAGACACACACACCCGCCUAGCCUCUCCUGCACGCGGGGGGCACGCACACAUGAGGACACUCCUCCUCGCCUGCAUGCCUGACCUGGGGAAGAAGCCCAUCUGGUGGGAGGCACCCCCCUCCCACCCUCCAUCUGCCAUGGCCCAAGUGCUGGCCCCGAGCCCGUGCCCAGGAAGACUCAACACAGGCCCUUUGUCCCUUGGGAUCAGGGCUCCCAAGAGGGGGAUUUACUGAGCAUUUAUUUCCUGCCCCGGACACGCCCCAGUCCUCAUUCUGCCAGGAGAGGGGAACAAUAAGGCCUUCUCCUGCCCGCAGAGGUGGCCCCGGGCUGGGUGGCCCCGGGCCGGCUGGCCCUUGUGUGUCUGGAGUCAGGUUAGGGCCACAAGUCCCCGGCCUCCCUGCCCUUCAGGUGUGGGGCUUGGGAAGACCCCUCUGUGGCUCUGCAGCCUGAGGCACAGCAGACAAGAGGGUCUCCAUGUGCAGCCCAUGCAGCAGCCAGGGCCUCCCUGCAGCCCCUGGGCCAGGCUGGGCCUCUGCGGGAAGCCCCCAGCCUCACUGGAGGCAAGAACCUGAGUCCCUGGCUCAGAUCUCCGGGUAGGACUGGCCUGACUGAGACCCUGGGCAAAGCCAGGAGCUGACACCUCCUAGGGGCCUCAGUGGAUCCCUGGGACUCAGGAACCGGAGGGAACGUCCUGCUGGCUGGGAAAGGGGCAGGAUCAGAAGCCCAGGGACCUUUGCCCCAACCCCAGCAGGCCAAGGCCAGGCUGUGCAUGUGACUUGUCCUUGAGCAGCUGCUGCUGGGGAAGGAGGCCCUGAGGGAAGGCACCGCAGCCUUGUGCUCCUGAAACCCGAAGCUCCCACAUGCCCGCCGCGCCCUCACUGAGUUCCCAUUGGUACCAUGCUCUGUGCUAAGCGUUUUAUCUGUACUUUCCCCAAAGAAACUUAAUACUUUUAUUGGAAAACCAGAACGCCUAACCGCACAUUUUGCCUAAUCUUUCAUGUAAUUAACCUUUCAUUAGUGCAAGUAUUGAAAGUAGAAUACACUAUUCCCAAGUUUCAAGUUGAGGGAGGCGGGAUUCCCGGGUUCUGGUUGUACAUUCCCAUUUUCACUGAUCCGUUCAGUGGUCAAUGGAUUCUUGGGUUGCUUUCGUGUCAGCUACUGUGAAUAAUCCUGCUAUGAACAUGAGUAUACAAAUAUCUCUUCAAGGCUGGGCGCAGUGGCUUACACCUUCACCCUGGCACUUUGGGAGGCCGCAGAGGGCAGAUCACCUGAGGUCAGAAGUUCAAGACCAGCCUGGCCAACAUGGCGAAACCCCAUCUCUACUAAAAAUACAAAAAUUAGCUAAGCAUGGUGGCAGGUGCCUCUAAUCCCAGCUACUCUGGAGGCUGAGACAGGAGAAUCACUUGAACCCAGGAGGCGGAGGUUUCAGUGAGCCAAGAUCGCACCACUGUACUCCAGCCUGAGCGACAGAGCAAGACUCCGUCUCAAAAACAAACAAAACUAAACCACCCCAAAAACCAAAAACAAAUAUCUCUUGAAGACCUUCCUUUCAGUUCUUUUGGGUGUAUACUCAGAAGUGGAAUUGCAGCUGGGCACGGUGGCUCAUGCCUGUAAUCCCAGCACUUUGAGAGGCUGAGGCGGGCGGAUUACCUGAGGUCAGGAGUUGGAGACCAGCCUGGUUAACAUGGCGAAACCCCGUCUCUACCAAAAAUACAAAAAUGAGCCAAGUGUGCUGGCGCGCGCCUGUAACCCCAGCUACUUGGGAGGCUGAGGCAGGAGAAUCGCUUGAACCCGGGAGGUGGAGGUUGCAGUGAGCUGGGAUCACGCCAAUGCACUCCAGCCUGGGCGACAAGAGCGAAACUCCAUCUCAAAAAAAAAAAAAAAAAAAAUUUGUUCCAGAGAAGUGAGGAGAGCCCAGCGGGAGCCCGCAGUGGGGACAGCCUGGGCAGAGACUUGGGGAGAUCCCCAUUCUGGGUGGAAGGGACCCAGGACCACUGUUUUCCCAAGAAAGUCCCAUGAAGGAGCAGCCAUGCCUCUAGGCCCCACCCGGCCUUCAGGGAGUCCCCAGGCUUUAAGGGGACUCCUGGCUCAGGGCCAGGCCCUUGGUGCUGGAGGAGGUUGUAGGUGGAGGACAGGGGGCACCAAGAGGGCAGCCAGGACCCCUAGGCUGCAGACAAGAAAGGGACUGUGGGGUCCACCGGGUCUGGGCCACAUCAAAGAGUGUGGUCGAAGACCCGCCCCUAGGAGCUGAAAGCCAGGGCACUGCCAGGCCUGAGAGGCCCCAAACAGCCCUUGGGCCCAGGAGGGCGAAGCUGGGAGUAGAGGGCAGCGCUCCCACCCCGCCCCGCCCCCAGGGGGCGCCCCGGGCCCGGCGCGAGAGUGGGCAGAGGGGGCGCCAGGCCGCGGGAGAGGAGGCCAUGGGCGCGCGCGGGGCGCUGCUGCUGGCGCUGCUGCUGUCGCUAGAGGGACUCAGGAAGCCGGAGUCGCAGGAGGCGGAGCUGUUGUCAGGACCAUGUGGCCAACGGGUCGUCACGUCGCGCAUCGUGGGUGGAGAGGACGCCGAACUCGGGCGUUGGCCAUGGCAGGGGAGCCUGCGCCUGUGGGAUUCCCACGUAUGCGGAGCGAGUCUGCUCAGCCACCGCUGGGCGCUCACGGCGGCGCACUGCUUUGAAACCUAUGGUGACCUUAGUAAUCCCUCCGGGUGGAUGGUCCAGUUUGGCCAGCUGACUUCCAUGCCAUCCUUCUGGAGCCUGCAGGCCUACUACACCCGUUACUUCGUGUCGAAUAUCUAUCUGAGCCCUCACUACCUGGGGAAUUCACCCUACGACAUUGCCUUGGUGAAGCUGUCUGCACCUGUCACCUACACUAAACACAUCCAGCCCAUCUGUCUCCAGGCCUCCACAUUUGAGUUUGAGAACCGGACAGACUGCUGGGUGACCGGCUGGGGGUACAUCAAAGAGGAUGAGGCACUGCCAUCUCCCUACACCCUCCAGGAAGUUCAGGUCGCCAUCAUAAACAACUCUAUGUGCAACCACCUCUUCCUCAAGUACAGUUUCCACAAGGACAUCUUUGGAGACAUGGUUUGUGCUGGCAAUGCCCAAGGCGGGAAGGAUGCCUGCUUCGGUGACUCAGGUGGACCCUUGGCCUGUAACAAGAAUGGACUGUGGUAUCAGAUUGGAGUCGUGAGCUGGGGAGUGGGCUGUGGUCGGCCCAAUCGGCCCGGUGUCUACACCAAUAUCAGCCACCACUUUGAGUGGAUCCAGAAGAUGAUGGCCCAGAGUGGCAUGUCCCAGCCAGACCCCUCCUGGCCGCUACUCUUUCUCCCUCUUCUCUGGGCUCUCCCACUCCUGGGGCCGGCCUGAGCCUACCCGAACCCAUGCAGGCUGGGGCCACUGCCAAGUCAGGCCCUGGUUCUCUUCUGUCUUGUUUGGUAAUAAACACAUUCCGGUUGAUGCCUUGCAGAGCAUUCUUCAAA
Pongo pygmaeus (Bornean orangutan) is the source of this 3738-nucleotide messenger RNA. It is a transcript of the gene PRSS21, whose product is annotated as serine protease 21. Lineage: Eukaryota; Metazoa; Chordata; Mammalia; Primates; Hominidae. The record is from RefSeq and is a predicted model, not a curated record. Gene Ontology annotation, biological process: proteolysis. Gene Ontology annotation, molecular function: serine-type endopeptidase activity. Bases 2681 to 3625 code for a protein of 314 amino acids. The transcript is spliced from 6 exons.